Messenger RNA from Geodia barretti, 1200 nucleotides. The record is from the annotation of a GenBank genome assembly. NCBI's taxonomy places the organism in Eukaryota, Metazoa, Porifera, Demospongiae, Tetractinellida, Geodiidae.
AUGACCACCGGCAAGAGCAGCAGCGAAUGGAUUGACAUCGAGAAAAAGUACUACGCGCAGACGGUCCGCCGUCAGCCCGUGGUAAUCGUACGGGGCGAAGGAGCCCGGGUCUGGGACGCCGACGGUAAGGAAUAUUUGGACUUCGUGGCCGGCUGGGCAGUCAACCAGCUUGGCCACAGCCAUCCGGCCAUUACCCAGGCCAUAGCCGAGCAGGCCGGUACGCUUCUGCAGACGUCCAACCAGUUCUACACUGUGCCGCAGCUGCAGCUUGCCGAGAUGCUGGUUGAGAAUAGCUGCCUGGACCUGGUCUUCUUCGGCAACAGUGGCGCCGAGGCCGUAGAGGGGGCAAUGAAGCUGGCCCGGCGCUACGGAAAGCUGCAUCGCGACGGCGCCUACGAAAUUAUCACGGCCUUCAACUCUUUCCAUGGGCGCACCCAGGCCACCGUCGCCGCCACCGGGCAACCCCACUACCAGGAAAACUUCGCUCCCCUGCUGCCGGGCUUUGUCCAUGUGGACUACAAUGAUGUGGAAGGGGUGAUGAAUGCCACAUCAGACCGCACCGCCGCCGUCAUGGUGGAACCGGUACAGGGUGAGGCGGGCGUCAUCAUUCCAGACGACGACUACCUGCAGCGUCUGCGGCAGUGGUGCGACAGCCAGGGGAUUUUGCUGAUUUUGGACGAGGUGCAGACAGGAAUGGGGCGGCUGGGCAGCCUGUUCGGUUACCAGGAGUACGAGGUGGAGCCGGACGUUAUGACCCUGGCCAAAGGACUGGGUUACGGAGUGCCCAUUGGCGCCUUCUUGUCCAAGGCCCAUUGUCAGGCGCUGGUGCCCGGCGACCACGGUUCCACUUUCGGAGGCAACGCUUUAACCACGGCUGCGGGCUAUGCCGGCACCAAGUUCCUUAUCGAGAACGACAUUCCCGGCCACGUAAAGCAGAUGGAACCUUACCUGCUGGGAAGGCUGAACGAUGUCAAGGAUCGAUUCUCCUUCGUUACCGAGGUGCGCGGCAAGGGAUUGCUGGCUGCUAUGGACUUCGACGACGCCAUCUCCGGGCAGGUCUUGGCCAAUUGUAACGAGGCUGGUUUGCUGCUCAACGGUCCACGCCCCAACACCAUCCGCUUCAUGCCGCCCCUGAACACCACCCCCGCGGAAAUCGACGAGGCAGUGGGCAGGCUGGAAGAAGCCCUGGCGAAGAUUUAG